AGACGGGAUGAUGGUUUGGAGUUCAUGAGCUGGAUGUGUGGUCUUACGGAUUUGCUUUGAGCUUCGGACUUAAGCAUGCAGUGCUAUACGGAAUUGCUUCCUCCUUCGGGGGUAACCCAUGCCAUUUCUCUGCCUUUCUUGUCAGCGACAUCCAACAAUUUGAUAGUCGCAAAGACGUCAAUACUUCAAGUCUUCUCGUUGGUGAAUGUCGCCUAUGGGACAAGCGCACUUCCAAAUGCGGAUGACAAAGGCCGAGUUGAGAGGCAGCAAUAUACCAAACUAAUCUUGGUUGCCGAAUAUGACCUCUCCGGGACAAUAACCGGCUUGGGGAGAGUGAAAAUUCUCGAUUCAAGAAGCGGUGGAGAGGCGCUGCUAGUUGCAACCCGAAAUGCGAAGUUAAGUCUCGUCGAGUGGGACCAUGAAAGACAUGGAAUAUCGACCAUAUCCAUUCACUAUUAUGAAAGAGAAGAUGUGCACAGCAGCCCCUGGACGCCAGAUCUAAAACUUUGCCCGAGCCUUCUGGCAGUGGAUCCAAGCAGCAGGUGCGCCAUUUUGAAUUUCGGCAUUCAUAGCGUCGCCAUUCUUCCCUUUCACCAAACAGGCGAUGACCUCGUCAUGGAUGAGUUCGACGGAGACUUAGACGAGAAGCCGGAAGGAGCAAGCAAUAUCCCUGCACAAAUCGCCGUUGAAAAUGAUACGACAAUGUACAAAACACCCUAUGCAUCCUCCUUUGUGCUUCCGUUGACCGCCUUGGACCCUGCUCUUGUCCAUCCGAUACACCUCGCAUUUUUAUAUGAGUAUAGAGAACCUACGUUUGGCAUCCUCUAUUCUCAUCUUACGACCUCAUCCGCUCUUCUCCGUGACAGAAAAGACAUAGUUUCAUAUUCUGUGUUUACUCUAGAUAUACAACAACGGGCAUCAACAACCCUCAUUACAGUCUCGCGAUUACCAAGUGACCUAUGGAAGGUCGUUCCCCUCCCGCCUCCCAUCGGAGGCGCCCUGUUGAUUGGGUCCAAUGAGCUAAUCCAUGUCGACCAAGCGGGUAAAACCAAUGCCGUUGGCAUAAAUGAGUUUGCUCGACAGGCAUCUGCGUUCUCAAUGGUGGAUCAAUCAGAUCUAGGACUACGUCUUGAGGGCUGUGUGGUUGAACAGCUGGGAACUGACAGCGGUGACAUAUUGCUGGUUUUAGCAGAUGGCAAGAUGGCUAUAUUACGACUCAAAGUCGAUGGGCGUUCUGUGUCUGGGAUCUCAGCACAAUUGGUCUCUGAAAAAGCUGGAGGUUCCAUUCUGAAAGCGAGACCUUCCUGUUCGGCUAGUUUGGGCAGGGGAAAAGUAUUUUUUGGAAGCGAGGAGACCGAUUCUCUUCUGAUAGGAUGGAGUCGUCCCUCGCAAUUGAUGAGAAAACCGAAAGUAGAGUCGGCCGACGAUGUAUUUGGAGAUCAUUCUGAAACAGAGGAUGAUGAGGAUGACAUUUAUGAAGAUGAUUUGUACUCCACUCCGGUCAACCAAACUACGCUCUCCAAAACCACCUCGCAGACAAACGGCCUGAACAAGGACGAUUUUGUUUUCCGUUCGCACGAUCGAUUAUGGAACCUGGGCCCAAUGAGCGAUGUAACCCUGGGAAGGCCUCCUGGCUCGCAUGAUAAAAACAGAAAGCAGUCAUCGUCCAGAACAUCCGCUGAUUUAGAACUUGUUGUCACUCAAGGGAAAGGUAAUGCGGGCGGUCUUGCGGUUCUACAACGGGAGCUGGAUCCGUAUGUUAUCGACUCCAUGAAAAUGGAUAACGUCGACGGAGUUUGGUCGAUUCAAGUCGGGGCCCCUGACUCCACAAAUACACGAACUUCUUCACGCAAUUACGAUAAGUAUCUGGUUUUCUCGAAAUCAACAGAGCCCGGGAAGGAGCAAUCGGUUGUAUACUCGGUUGGUGGCAGCGGAAUUGAGGAAAUGAAAGCUCCGGAAUUUAAUCCCAAUGAGGAUUCGACUGUGGAUAUCGGCACGCUCGCUGGCGGAACUAGAGUAGUUCAAGUGCUUAAAUCCGAGGUCCGGAGUUAUGAUACUAAUCUUGAGUUGGCCCAAAUUUACCCCAUUUGGGACGAAGAUACCAGCGACGAGCUCUCUGUCGUAAGCGCUAGUUUUGCUGAACCAUAUGUCCUGAUUGUCCGAGACGAUCAGUCACUCCUCUUACUUCAAGCGGACAAGAGUGGGGAUCUGGACGAAGUCAACAUCGACGGAAUUUUGAGCUCCCAUAGGUGGCUGUCUGGCUGUCUCUACCUUGAUAAAUAUCAUACCUUUGUCCCGACCAAAGGCCAAGAUCAACCGUUAUCCGAUAACAUUCUUUUAGUUCUUCUACGAGCAGACCAUACUUUAUUCAUAUUCUCUCUCCCUACACUUACGGAGCCACUCUGCUCCGUCGACGGCGUGGACCUUUUGCCGCUUAUUCUUUCAUGCGAGCCACCUCCUAAACGAGUGACAUAUCGUGAAACAUUAUCGGAAGUAUUGAUCGCGGACCUUGGCGACUCUAUCAGCAGGCAGCCCUACAUAAUACCAUACCAUCCGAAAACCUCUUUGGACAAACAGGAACUUCGAUUUGUGAAGAUAAUUGACCAUUUCUUGCCCAGAUUUGACCCUUCGCCGAAGGCAUAUAUGCCUCGUUCUAAAUUUUUGCGUGCAUACUCUGAUAUUUGUGGUUAUAAAACCGUUUUUAUGUCUGGCUCAAAUCCAUGUUUUGUUAUGAAAUCCUCUACGAGCUCUCCUCACGUUUUGAGACUAAGGGGGGAGGCCGUCUCCUCUCUUAGCAGCUUCCACAUCCCGGCUUGCGAGAAAGGGUUUGCUUACGUCGAUGCAAGCGUAUGUGUGCCAAAACAAUAUUUCGUUCCUUGGAAUAAGCUGAUUUUGGUGAUACAGAACAUGGUUCGAAUGUGUCGAUUACCGGGCAAUACUCGUUUUGACAAUUCGUGGGUCACACGAAAAGUGCAUGUUGGAGACCAAAUAGAUUGUGUGGAAUAUUUUGCGCAUUCAGAGAUCUACGCAUUAGGGAGCAGCCAUAAAGUGGACUUCAAACUUCCAGAAGAUGACGAAAUACAUCCCGAAUGGCGAAGUGAAGUUAUUUCAUUUAUGCCACAGUUAGAAAGAGGGUGUAUAAAGCUGCUUAGUCCUAGGACGUGGUCUGUCGUUGAUAGUUACGAGCUUGGCGAUGCUGAGCGUGUCAUGUGUAUGAAGACAAUCAAUAUGGAAAUUUCCGAAAUCACACAUGAAAUGAAAGAUAUGCUGGUUGUAGGAACUGCCACAGUGCGAGGCGAGGAUAUUACUCCCCGUGGUUCCAUUUACGUUUUCGAAAUUAUUGAAGUAGCUCCCGAUCCGGAUCGUCCAGAGACAAACCGGAAGCUCAAAAUUUUUGCCAAGGACGACGUUAAAGGCGCAGUAACUGCUGUGUCUGGCAUCGGUGGACAAGGCUUUCUGAUCAUGGCUCAAGGCCAGAAGUGUAUGGUCCGUGGCCUCAAGGAGGAUGGCAGUCUCCUUCCAGUAGCAUUCAUGGAUAUGCAAUGUUAUGUCAAAGUCUUGAAAGAGCUCCAGGGAACCGGAUUAUGCAUCAUGGGCGAUGCCCUUAAGGGAAUUUGGUUUGCAGGAUAUUCUGAAGAGCCAUACAGGUUGACCCUUUUCGGCAAGGACAACGAGUACCUCCAGGUCAUCGCCGCUGACUUUUUGCCGGACGGGAAAAGGCUAUAUAUCUUAGUAGCUGAUGAUGAUUGCACCAUUCAUGUCCUUGAAUACGACCCAGAAGACCCUACGUCGUCGAAAGGUGAUCGACUUCUACAUCGCAGUAGUUUCCACAUGGGCCACUUCACUUCAACAAUGACGUUGCUACCUCAGCACUCCAGUUCACCUUCUGCUGAUGAUCCCGGAGAAGAUGACAUGGAUGUUGACUAUGUGCCUAAAUCUUAUCAAGUCCUUGUGACAUCCCAGGAAGGCUCGAUAGGUGUCGUAACUCCUUUGACCGAAGAUUCGUACCGCCGCCUUUCGGCGUUACAAUCUCAAUUGGUAACAAGCAUGGAGCACCCUUGUGGAUUGAACCCGAAAGCAUAUCGGGCGGUUGAGAGUGACGGGUUCGGCGGAAGAGGAAUUGUUGAUGGGAACCUCUUGUUGAGAUGGCUUGACAUGGGCGUGCAGCGGAAGGCGGAGAUAGCGGGUCGAGUCGGUGCUGAUAUAGAGAGCAUCCGGGUAGAUCUUGAGAAAAUUAGUGGCGGAUUGGAUUUCCUGUGAAUGCGGGGAAUGGCUGUGAUGGUAGAUUGUGAGGCAGGUCAAGAUGUUUUGUCGGAAUACCGGAAUUGAUUGGUCGUUUAUGGCGUAGAGAUGGUCUAAUGAUGGUAUGCUAGUAAGGGGUAUCAAUCCUUUUGGAUAUAAUUUAAAUACAGUACUGGUAC
Coccidioides posadasii C735 delta SOWgp is the source of this 4421-nucleotide messenger RNA. NCBI's taxonomy places the organism in Eukaryota, Fungi, Ascomycota, Eurotiomycetes, Onygenales, Onygenaceae. The record is from RefSeq and is a predicted model, not a curated record.